Molecule: messenger RNA, 1238 nt
Organism: Orcinus orca (killer whale)
Lineage: Eukaryota; Metazoa; Chordata; Mammalia; Artiodactyla; Delphinidae
Product: histone H2B-like
Molecular function (GO): protein heterodimerization activity
Source: RefSeq, a predicted model, not a curated record
CAUAGUUGCUAUUGGCAGGAGCAAAGGAGGCAACAAGGCAAGGGCGAGGCACAGGGAAAGCCAGGGGCAAGGAGAGAAGCCCUCCUUCUCCAUGCCAGGUAACCCCCUCGGGUGAAGAUACAAGAAUGGCCCGUGAUCCUGUGGCCCAGGGACAAGCACGGUCCACAUCUGGUGCAUAAACGUCCUUCCAAACGUUCACAUGUGCAGAGAUACACAAGCAUAUUAAUCACUUUUCAACUUUCACGGUAGACUUGACUCCAGACAGAGAUCUCUAGGGGUUAAUCCCAAAGGACUGUAAAAUCCAAAGAUCAGCUCAACAGAAGAGACGGGCAGAGGGCAGGUGGACAGGCUCACACUUGAACAAUAGUCUCCCUGAGCUUUCCGGACGCUGAGAGUUUCUCUGCUCCAAGGUCAACAGACAUAAUUGUUUUGGUUAAGUGUUGUGUUUAGGUAAGUGAUGUCAAAAGGGUCAAACAUGUUUUCAUUCUCAAGGUUUAUCAGAAACACUAAGUGCCACAAUGGAGCACUCAAUUGUCACCGUCUUCCUGGAGACCUUUGAGAACUUAAUGAGUUCGUCCUUUUACACUAGGAGAGAGUUCAAACUGAAAGAAUCUUUCCGACGAAUCACAUUAAAAUUUACUCCAGACGGCCAGUGCUCUGAGCUAGAAGAGUAAAGACAAGUCUGCCACAUGCACUUCAUUUGCUUACAUGGCCUACGAUUCCCUAAGAAGAAGCCCACAAUUUAUACCCCAGCCAAAGAGAAGGAUAAGCGGGCCAGCUCUGCCUCUGGGAAGAAGAAGAGGAAGAAGAAGGAGGCAUAUUUUAGUUGCACGGGGAAAAUCCUAAAGCGAACCCACCCGGACUUCAGUGGGUGCUUCUGGAUCUUGGAUGCACGGGGAGCUCUGAGGACUUGGUGGCUGGAACGGGUUAGCCUAGAGGCGGUUAGACUGUCCCUCUACAUCCACAGAAGAGCCGUCACCAGCAGAGAGAUCCUUGAGGCAGUCAAGCAGAGAUGCUCCCUGAAGAGCUUGGGAAUAAAUGAAGUGAACCUGAAUGGCCCUGUUGUUGAAAAGAUUACACUUGUCAAACAAAAUUGGAUCCGCUGGAGGACUGAGCUGGAAGAUGAAGUACCUGACAAGUACCCGCUGCAAUGGUGGUCUUGGUGUAACACACCUGGUCUCUGGGUCUUGCAUUUUUAGUCUCGGACUUAAUUUGUGAAAAAAAUAAAAAUAAAGGAA